AUGCUUGGCAUCACUUCACUUGAAAUAUAUUCCUGUUCAGAAAGCGAUUCUGGACGAUAUUCCUGUCGUGCGACGAAUAGUCGUGGUGAAGAUGAAACCGAGUGUAAAGUUAUUGUUGAAGCAAGCCGUGUUAAACGGUUUCUCAGUGCUCAGCAUGCUGAUCGAAAAAUUCGUUCAAGUAGUCAACAGCCCACUGGUUUUGAAUCACGAAUCGAAAAUUCUUCUUGGCGUGAUGAUAAGAGAAAUUUGACACGUCUAACUGAAAGGCAUGCAUCAGAGGUACGUGAAAUUAAUGAAGCUCGCGAUAAAUGGUCUAACAAUGAGAUCAGAGGAUCACGUAACUUAGUGGAACAUAGAACUUCUAAUGGUGAAAUCCAGCCUAUUCGAAUAGCUGCACCUAAAUUGUUAAAAAGUUUAAAUCCCAUCACACAAGUUAAACUAGGUAAAGGCUUUAAACUGGAAGCGAAGUUUGAACCAACAAAUCCUCCAACUAAAAUUCAUUGGACUUGUAACAAUCAAGAAAUUACUCCAGGUGAUAAUAUAAGAAUUACAACAUCUGAAGAUGGUGAAUUUAGUUAUCUUGAAGUUUUUGAAUCUAGUUUCACAAAUGCAGGUGAUUAUGAAGCGAAAGCUGGAACAACUAUUACUCGAACCAGUGUUAAAAUUGAAGCUCCAGUUAAUUCAUUGAACGGAAUGAUAGAUGAAAUUGAUGAGGAAAUGUCAGAUGAAUUUUCUACUCAAGAUGUUGACCAAGUAAUAAACGGCACUGAUGGAGGCAUCAUACCUAAAGCUGUUGGAUUAGCACCAUCAUUCACUAUCCAUCCAAUUAGUCAAACUGUUAAAGAUGGAGAUACGGUAUGUUUAGAGUGUUCGGUAUCAGGGGAUCCUAUUCCAGAAGCCGAAUGGUAUUAUAAUGAUGGUCCUAUUCAAGCUGGACAUAUAUUUUCUCAAGAUAACGAAAUUAUAAAGCUUGAAUUACAAGCUCUAUUACCCGAAGAUACUGGUACUUAUGAAUGUCGCGCAACAAGUUCAAUGGGUAAAGCAUCGACUGUAGCAUUCCUUGUUGUUGAAGCUGAAAAUGAAGAGAUGAAAGGACCAAAAUUCCUAACUUUCCCACAAUCACGUAGUGCUGAGGAGAAUGAAACCGUUACUUUUAAAUGUUCCUUUGGUAAUUCACCAGUUAACGAAGUUUCUUGGUUUCGCAACAAUACUCGUUGGAUUCUAAGUAUUUUGAUUUUGAUGUAUCUGCUCAGACAAGGAACACUUACUUGUCCUAACGCGAAUCAUGACCAACGACUUCAACUACCAUUUAGUGACAAUCUUAUUAUCUCAAAAAGCUAUCAAUGGAAAAUACUUUUGUGCACAAAUCAGCGUACAAAGUCUCACGUUUUAUGA
Schistosoma turkestanicum is the source of this 1395-nucleotide messenger RNA. NCBI's taxonomy places the organism in Eukaryota, Metazoa, Platyhelminthes, Trematoda, Strigeidida, Schistosomatidae. The record is from the annotation of a GenBank genome assembly.